AUGGCGGACGAGGCCGAGCUCGCGGCGGACCAGCACGUCCGCUACAUCGUCACCGUGGAGAAGGUAACGAGCGCGGCCACCGCGCCCUUCCCGCCCUACGCCCCCUCGACUCCUCCGUCCGCUUUCCAACGCCCGCUGUUGUCGUCGGCGCAGAAGAAGGACUCGUUCGAGUCGUUGGUGAUGGAGCACAUCCGCCUCAACGGCGCCUACUGGGGCCUCACCACGCUCGACCUCCUCCACAAGCUCCACGCCGUCGACGCCGCCGAGGUCGUCGACUGGAUCAUGUCCUGCUACCACCCCGAAUCUGGCGGAUUUGGAGGAAACGUUGGGCACGAUCCGCAUGUCCUCUACACGCUUAGCGCCGUGCAGGUCCUCUGCCUCUUCGAUCGGCUCGAUGUCCUUGAUGUCGACAAGGUUGCUGAUUAUGUCGCCGGACUGCAAAACAAGGAUGGAUCAUUUUCUGGCGAUAUUUGGGGUGAAGUUGACACUAGGUUCUCGUAUAUUGCCCUAUGCACCUUAUCAUUACUGCACCGUCUGCAUAAAAUCGAUGUGCAAAAAGCUGUCGAUUUCAUUGUUAGCUGUAAGAACUUGGAUGGUGGAUUUGGUGCUAUGCCAGGAGGGGAAUCUCAUGCUGGACAAAUAUUUUGUUGUGUCGGUGCACUUGCAAUCACCGGUUCUCUCCAACACAUUGAUAGAGAUCUCCUCGGAUGGUGGCUCUGUGAGCGCCAGUGUAAAGAUGGAGGACUUAAUGGGCGGCCUGAGAAACUAGCUGAUGUUUGCUACUCAUGGUGGGUUUUAUCAAGCCUAGUAAUGAUUGAUAGAGUGCAUUGGAUUGACAAGGAGAAGUUAACUAAAUUCAUACUAAACUGUCAGGACAAAGAGAAUGGUGGCAUUUCAGAUAGACCAGAUAAUGCAGUCGAUAUCUAUCACACAUACUUUGGAAUUGCAGGGCUUUCAUUAAUGGAGUACCCUGGGGUGAAGCCUUUGGAUCCUGCCUAUGCACUGCCAUUGGAUGUUGUCAAUCGGAUUUUCUUGAAAAAAUAG
This is a messenger RNA of Miscanthus lutarioriparius, 1044 nucleotides long. The record is from the annotation of a GenBank genome assembly. NCBI's taxonomy places the organism in Eukaryota, Viridiplantae, Streptophyta, Magnoliopsida, Poales, Poaceae.